AUGCUCCGUUCAACAGCACGCACUCUUCGCACGACGGCUCCUCGCCGAUUCUAUGCCACCCCGGGUCCUCAACCGACAAUGACCAAGCCCGCCAGCAAUCCACCAAAGACGGGCAACAGUACAGUCCCGCUAGUCGUCGCUGCAAUCGCUGUAGCAGGCGGUGGAUGGUACUAUCUCAGUAGCACCGGCAAAGACGACGAGCUCAAGGCCAAAGCAAAAGAACUCCAGCAUUCUGCCGAAGCAAAGGGUGAGAAAUGGAAGAAGGAAUGCGAGGCAUCCUCCAGAGCACAAAGGUACAAAGAGGGCGAGGCCAAGCUUGACAAGGCGAAAUAUGAGGCUGAAAAGCAUGGACAUGAUGCUCAGAACGCUCUCCAGCGUGGCUACGAGCAGGCACGCAACAAGGCAGAGGAGGCGGUUGACAAGACAAAGGCUGCAACAGAACAAACCGUCGAGUCUGCAAAAGCCACUGGAUCCUCGUGGUGGUCAUGGGGCUCGGGCAAGGCCGAGGAUGCCAAAGAGAAGAGUGCUGCAGGUGUUCGGGAUACAGCAUCAAAGGUCGAAAAGGAGGCGAACAAACGCACCUAG
Molecule: messenger RNA, 585 nt
Organism: Serendipita indica DSM 11827
Lineage: Eukaryota; Fungi; Basidiomycota; Agaricomycetes; Sebacinales; Serendipitaceae
Source: the annotation of a GenBank genome assembly